Drosophila willistoni is the source of this 4596-nucleotide messenger RNA. RefSeq lists its product as uncharacterized. Gene Ontology annotation, molecular function: nucleic acid binding. The transcript is spliced from 6 exons. NCBI's taxonomy places the organism in Eukaryota, Metazoa, Arthropoda, Insecta, Diptera, Drosophilidae. Gene Ontology annotation, biological process: DNA integration. The record is from RefSeq and is a predicted model, not a curated record. Bases 1 to 4596 code for a protein of 1531 amino acids.
AUGGCAACAAAAGACUUAUCAAGUGGAAUAUAUCAUUGCAAGAAAUGCAUGCAGGAAGACAAUGACCGCAUGGUGCAAUGCAAUCGAUGCUGUUCCUGGUACCAUUUCGACUGCGUUGGAGUAAUAGACGAGAAAUCUGAGAACAGCUGGAACUGCGACUGCGUCAACGUGUCAUCGGAAGUCAUCACAACCAUAUUGAGCAACGCCCUGCAGAACCUCGGAAAUACCACACGAGCAGGCGAACCUCAGGCUACUUCGUCACCAGCAAAACCAACGGCGCCGCUACCAGAACCGGAUCGGGACUUUGGACUAUGCCCGCCAAAAAUAUUCCCGGACACAGCUAGGACGGCUGUUCCUAUUUUUACUUCUGCCAAACAAAAAGCGAUGGUCACACACUCAGCUGUGCGUGACACGUGGCAUUACGAUCACGAGGCACCGCAGCUGCCGUUCCUAACCUCAAACAACACGCGUGCUACGACACGCGAACAACCGCACCAAAGUGCUACGCCGAUGGCUCCCUGGAAUUUCACAAAUACUCAAACCAGGGCUGCAUCGUACUAUCCAGAAAGUAAAGUGCGAAUGGACAUAGACCUAAACACAGCAAUACCAAGCGCGGCACAACUUGCAGCCCGUCAAGCGAUACCGAAAGAGCUUCCAACAUUUGAUGGCAAUCCUCAGAACUGGCCUCUAUUCUACAGUAGUUUUCAGACAAGUACGGAAAUUGCUGGGUAUACGAAUGCAGAAAAUCUUAUGCGGCUGCAAGCUAGCCUAAAGGGAAAAGCACAUAAGGGAUCGGCACUAACGCUCAUCGACAACAAGGUCUUUAAGCAACUCGGCUUAAAAGGCGUUCCAGAUCCACUGUGCCUAAAAUGGACCAACGAUACAACACGUGAAGAAAAUGCAUCGGAACGUGUCACGCUUACGGUUGCCAAUCCACAUAAUGGCAAUCAAUUCUACUUGGAAGAGGUUCACAGUGUAGAUACCCUGGAUCUACCUGUACAGUCUAUCGACAUAAGGGCUCUCGCCAAAGAAUUCCCCCACCUAGCGGGACUACCGAUAGCAUCAUACACCAACGCACGCCCAAGCAUCCUAAUCGGCACAAAUAACUGGAACCUCGCCGUACCCCUUAAAAUCAAAGAGGGGGCAUGGCACCAACCAAUAGCGUCAAAGACGCGACUGGGAUGGGCACUACAAAGCUCCACGCCAUCAAGGGCCACUAGAGCUAAUGUCAGCGUUCACAUGUGUGGAUGCCGAGACGCAGACGCCAAGCUGCAUGAGAUCAUCAAACAAGCGUUCUCAUUAGACGCUACCACAGCAAAACCGCUAUCAUCACCAGAAGAAACUCAAGCUCUAACCAGACUUGAAUCUACUACCGCCUUGAAGAACGGCAGGUACGAGGUCGGUCUAAUGUGGAAAGACCCUGAAGUUUUAUUACCUGAUAGCUACGCAAACGCACUAAAACGGCUUAAAUGCCUACAAAAGCAAUUUUCCCGACAACCACAGUUGAAGGAGCAAAUCACCAAGCAAAUCGAAAACCUCGUCGAAAAGGGCUAUGCUCGCAUGCUGACGCCGGAGGAAAUAGCUGCACCAAACAGACGGACUUGGUAUCUACCAACCUUCAUAACUAAAAAUCCAAAUAAACCAGAGAAGGUCCGGCUUGUAUGGGACGCAGCCGCCCAAUCCGGCGGCAAGGCCCUGAAUGACUACAUCUGGAGUGGUCCAGAUCUCCUAAACUCCCUGUUUGACCUCUUACUCUCAUUCCGAGUGGGACGAGUGGCGAUCUGUGGCGAUAUCGCUGAGAUGUUCCACCAGAUCCGAGUGAGACCAGCAGACACCCAUGCGCAAAGGUUUCUGUGGUUCGACAGCAAAUCCGAGAGGCAAGAGCCUAACGUCUAUGUUAUGGAAGCGCUUACUUUCGGAAUCAAUUGCGCACCCUGCAUUGCACACUUUAUUCGUGACAAAAAUGCAGAUCGAUUCUGCCAACAGUACCCUCAAGCAGCACAAGCCAUGAAGGACUACCACUACGUGGAUGAUUUUAUAUACAGCGGCGACAACUACGUGGAAGUCGGAAACAUCGCAACUCAAGUCAGAGACAUCCAUGCAGCAGCUGUCGAAAUUACCGCAACAGAAAAGGUACUCGGCUUAUAUUGGAUGCCGAACUCCGACGUAUUCACAUUCAUCUGCAAGUUCGCCAGGCUGAAGCGCAACGUUUUAGACAGCGACAAAACACCAACCAAACGCGAGCUCUUGCAAGUACUUAUGUCAAUGUACGACCCACUCGGCUUCAUCUCAUGCUUUACAAUAGAGCUGAAAAUUCUACUGCAAGAAGUCUGGAGAAGCGGCAUUGGCUGGGAUACUGGUUUGCCCGACGCAUUGUUACCCAAAUGGAUACGAUGGAAACGGAUCCUUACAACAAUCGCUGGAUUGACCAUCCCGAGAUGUUAUUUCAACAGCAGCGAUCAAAUCCAUGAUGUCCAGUUACACACGUUCGUUGACGCCAGCGAAUUGGCAUACGCAGCAGUCUGCUACCUUCGGAUACGCCAGGGGGAAAGAACCUACCUCAGCUUCGUGGCCUCCAAGGCGAAAGUGGCACCGUUGAGCCCACUAUCUAUACCAAGGAUGGAACUGCAGGCCGCAGUUAUCGGAGCAAAGCUGAGUAACCGAAUCCAACGCAAUCCAAGAUUGUCAAUUAACUCGAGUUGUUAUUGGUCCGACUCAAAGACUGUUCUCAAAUGGCUUCGUAUGGAUCCACGAAAGUUUCAGCAAUUCGUCAUGCACCGCGUGGGCGAAAUACUGGAAUUCACAAACGUUAGCCAAUGGAACUGGGUUCCAACCAACCUUAACCCUGCAGAUCUUGCUACUAAAACAAACAACGCCAAUAAAUAUAAAACUUGGCUACACGGUCCAGACUAUUUGCUGCAGGAUCAACACGAGUGGCCAAAAUGCGAUGAUUUGGGGCCACCAAACAAUGCUGAAGUCAGGCAUAACAUACUCUUCAUCGACAAUUCGCCGAUGGAGCUAAAACUUAACGCGGAAUAUUUUUCCGACUGGCGCAGGCUAUAUCGAGCUUUAGCGCGCUUUAUUCUCUACAUUGAGAAACUGAAAGCGAAACAAAAGAAGGCAUCGCCACCUACAGAGGUGUCUUACGAGAUGAUUCAGCAGGCACGCACACUCCUACUGCGGCAUGCGCAGUCAUCUGAAUUCAACCCAGAAAUUCGCAACUUAACGAGAGAUGAAAACCAGCUUCUACGUACCCGAGGGCGAGCAGAAAACCUAAACGGCCAAAACCAAAUACUGCUCCCAUAUGGGCACCACAUUACUCGGCUCAUAGUGAACUGGUAUCAUCAGGAAAUGCACCACACAUCCCAUGAGACGUGUAUUAACAGGAUUCGAGGCAUGUUUUACAUACCACGCCUACGAGUCUUAUACAAAGGCAUGCGGAAGUCUUGCCAACGCUGUAAAAAUGAUAGCGCCAUGCCUGUUCCACCGCAAAUGGCUCCCCUGCCCAUCGCCAGGCUGGCUGCCUACCAACGUCCCUUCACUUACGUCGGUAUCGACUACUUCGGGCCCUUCUUGGUUGCUGUAGGACGGCGAAGCGAAAAAAGAUGGGGCGUUAUUUUCACCUGCCUAACCAUACGGGCAGUGCAAAUAGAACUGGCGUGCUCUUUGGACACUGCAUCGUGCAUAAUGUGCAUCCGAAACUUCAUCAAUCGGCGCGGGACCCCGAGAGAAAUUUACAGCGACAAUGGCACUAACUUCAAAGCUGCCGAAAAGAUUAUCUGUGACAAAGCGCAGACGAUCAACUUCAACGCCGUGCAACCGGCGUUCGAUGACAUCAAAUGGAAAUUUAAUCCACCAGCCGCUCCUCAUAUGAGGGGAGCAUGGGAGCGACUUGUUCGUUCCGUCAAGACUGUACUCUACGCAAUCUGCCCAGCGAGAAAAUUCACCAGCGAGGGCCUACAAAGCGCACUCUGGGAAGUGGAAUUCAUCCUAAAUUCCAGACCGCUUACUUUUGUCUCUCUGGACUGCAAAGACGACGAGGCUAUCACCCCUAACCAUCUACUACUAGGAUCAGCAAGCGGCUAUAAACCAGUCUUCGAAACCACACAUACCGUACAGCACAUGUGGCAAGCUGUACAAGAAUCCGCCGAUCAAUUCUGGCGACGAUGGGUACGCGAAUACGUUCCAGAUUUAGCCAGGCGAGGAAAAUGGUUUACGAAGAGACCACCAAUAGCAGCUGGAGACGUCGUUGUAAUAUUGGACGAGACUCUGCCCCGAAAUAGAUGGCCAAAAGGUAUAGUCGAGCAAACAAUCCUGGCCAAAGACAACCAGAAUUACAAGAAGACCAGCCAGAAACGCACCACGAUCUUCCGAAUACCCUUCAGGAGACUGUUCCUGAUCCUGGUGAAAAUGCAGCAACGUCGAAUGAAGCUCCAAAUCGAAACCAAUCUUCGCGAUGACGUUCUGACACUUGGAAAGAAUGCUGUUUCAACAGAAAGCCAAGAAGAGGAAUAUGAUUCUCAGGAUGAUGAAGACACUGAAGUCAAUUGUAUUGAGUUGGAAGAAGAAGAAUCAGAAGAAGAAGAUGAUGAAUAA